Molecule: messenger RNA, 3066 nt
Organism: Aplysia californica (California sea hare)
Lineage: Eukaryota; Metazoa; Mollusca; Gastropoda; Aplysiida; Aplysiidae
Product: beta-glucuronidase
Exons: 12
Coding region: 339-2276 (645 amino acids)
Biological process (GO): carbohydrate metabolic process; glucuronoside catabolic process
Molecular function (GO): beta-glucuronidase activity; carbohydrate binding
Source: RefSeq, a predicted model, not a curated record
CAACAUUUCCUCUGAAGUGAAGUGGAAAACUUUGAUUGCGCUCUAUCGGCGCCGUAACUGAUAACAACAUAAUUAAUAGUGCUGCUCAAGAGCAAUUGAACUUUUUGUUUUCGUGCGUAUCUGUCUCAAUUGCCGGCCAAUUGCGUUCCGUCAUGAGAAGCUGUUUUGCAAACGACAGUGCUUUCUCGCAGUCAUUGAAAGCUAUUUAGGACGCCUCUCGACUACAUAUCGGCAGUUGUGUGUGUGUUGAUUGAAGACACAACUUUCUUCACUGCCACGCCCACAUUAUAUAUUUACUUUUCUGUCUGUUCUCUUCUAUUGUAUUUCCGCUUUUCAAAAUGCGGCUUCUCAUCAGUUUUAUUUUGAUUUACCAACUGGUAUCUAUAGUGGAUUGUGGCAGUGGUAUGCUCUAUCCCAGGGACUCUGAAAGCCGUCAAACGAAGUUCCUCGAUGGGUUGUGGCUGUUCAGGGUAGACUCGUCACCAGCAAGGAAUGAAAGUUUUGUCCAGCGAUGGUGGGAAAAGUCACUUGCAGAGUCUGGUCCAGUGAUUGACAUGCCUGUCCCUUCCAGCUACAAUGACGUGACACAAGACAAAAGUCUCAGAGACUUUGUUGGAUGGGCUUGGUAUGAGCGUUCCUUUUAUGUGUCCCAAGACUGGACCAAGCAAAGAAUUGUGCUACGUUUUGACAGCGCUCAUUACUACUCUAAAGUGUGGCUGAAUGGCAAGCCCUUGAUGGAGCAUAAUGGAGGCCAUCUUCCCUUUGAGAGUGAAGUGAACUCUUUUCUCAUCCCUGGAGGAAGUAAUCGGAUAACUCUUGCCCUAAACAAUACUCUUACCCCAACGACAUUACCACCUGGCACAAUCAAAUAUGAGACUGACCACACACAAUAUCCUCCUGGAUACUUUGUCCAAAACUUGCAGAUGGAUUUCUUUAACUACGCAGGCAUCCACCGGCAUGUUCGCCUCUACACCACGCCAAGCAAUUACAUUGAUGAUAUCACCAUUCUGUCCGAUAUCUCAGGCAGUCAAGCCAAUGUCAGCUACCAAGUCGCAGUAGCCGGCACCAGUGCGCCCACCUCUGCAAAUGUCUCUGUCUCUGUGCUGGACAAUCGUGGUCAAGUGGUUGCAAAAGGUGUCGGUCUCUCUGGGGUCCUAUCUCUGAACAACCCCACACUCUGGUGGCCGUUUGGUAUGAAUGAUUCUGUGGGAUACAGGUAUCUUCUGGAGGUGAGAGCCAAUGGUGAUGUCUACCGCCAGCCAUUUGGUAUUCGCACUGUCAAGGUCACAGAGAAUCAGUUCUUGAUCAAUGGGAAGCCUUUCUACUGCCAUGGAGUUGCCAAGCACGAAGACUCUGAUCUGCGAGGCAAAGGUCUGGACUACCCAUUGAUCGUCAAAGACUUCAAUAUGCUUCGAUGGCUCGGCGUCAACUGUAUCCGCACAUCCCACUACCCGUAUGCUGAGGAAAUCCUGGAGCUGGCUGACAGUCAGGGAGUCGCGGUCAUUGACGAGAGUCCCGGAGUUGGGAUCAAUCAACGGGACAAUUUUGGUCAGAAAUCGCUGGACCACCACAAGGAGGUCAUGUCUGAGAUGAUUCGUCGUGACAAGAACAAACCGUCAGUCAUCAUGUGGUCUGUUGCCAAUGAACCAGCCAGUAAUAUUGACAUCGCUGUCCCGUAUUUCAAGUCUGUAAUUGAAUACACAAGAGUUAAUGACCCAGCUCACCGUCCUGUCACUUUUGUCUGUGACCAUACGUUUGAAACGGAAAAAGUGGUACCUUAUGUGGAUGUGAUCUGUCUGAACCGCUACUACGGCUGGUACUCUGACCCUGGCCACACCGAGGUCAUCCAGCUGCAGCUUAAACGACAGUUUGAAGGCUUCCGGAAUCUGUACAAGAAGCCGAUAAUCAUAACAGAAUAUGGCGCGGACACCAUACCGGGACUCCACAGGGACCCAUCCUUCAUGUUCACGGAGGAGUACCAAGAGGACUUCCUCAGCGAGUACCACCAGGAGUUUGACCGGGCCAGGAAGGAGUACCUGAUAGGGGAGAUGGUUUGGAACUUCGCUGACUUCAUGACGGUUCAGGGAGUCACGCGAGUUGUGGGCAAUAAGAAAGGUUUACUGACUCGCCAGAGACAGCCUAAGAGAGCAGCUUUUCUCAUCCGAGAUCGCUAUUACUCUCUGAUCAAAGGAGCAGACACCUCUGAAAAAUCGUGCAAAAGUCGCACGGGUAGCAAACACUCUGAUGCUCCUCAUGUAUACACCUAUUUAGGAUAGACACUACCUCCUAUAGAGUGAAGAAGUACUUCCUAUGUUAAGUUCUGCGAUAGAGUUCAUGCUUGUGGCAGGCAGAAAAGGAAAGUGUGUGUGUGUGUGUGUGCGGGGGGGGGGGGGGGAGGAGAGAUUAAUGGCCAAAGUCAUUAUUUUUGGGGGGGGAUUUUUUUUAGGGAUGGAAAAUGGUUAUAAUUACAGUAGAAAUUGUGUAAGUCCGCCACAUUUGUAGAGGAGAAAAAUGGCUGUCUUACACGGUGUCAUUAUAAUGAAGAAAAAGAAACACAAUACCCAAGGGAGGAAAUACAAAUUAAGUGGCUGUUUGCACAGGUGAUUUUCCUUUACAAGUGGUCUUAAUAGCCUUUUUGACUGCAUUUCUUAUUUGCUUUUAUGGCAAGACUGAGGUGUUGGAAGGGGCAGAUGGUUUUCUUUUUGUCUUUUUUAAGAGUAAUGCCAUCUCUUUCAAUGCCAUUUAACUUGAUGUUUAUAACGGAAAAGUUUAUCUGUACUUUUUUCUCAUCAGGAGUCAAACGAGUUGUGGGCAAUAAGAAAGGUUUACUGACUCGCCAGAGACAGCCUAAGAGAGCAGCUUUUCUCAUCCGAGAUCGCUAUUACUCUCUGAUCAAAGGAGCAGACACCUCAGAAAAAUCCUGCAAAAGUCGCGCUGGAAACAAAUACUCUAAUACGCCACAUGUAUACACCAAUUUAGGAUAAACACCUCUUUCUUUAGAGUGUAAAGGUCUCCCCUUUUUUUACGCGAAGAUUGAAUAAAACUGACAGGAUACCUGCAUGAAAA